AUGGCUUCCAUGCCCAAGUUGAAUAUCCCAUGGUCAAAGCCAAGAUCGUCGCAAGGCACGAAUGGGGUGACUGGGCCUGGGCCAGAAGCGACGCAUAUAACGGGGAGGAAGACGGGAAAGUUGGUCAAGCCGAGACCUGCGUCGGCCGGGAAGAGUGCGCUGUCUCGUGGUGGUGGUGGUGGUGGUGGUGGUGGUGGGUUUAGUGGGAGGCCUGGUUCAGGUGGGAAAGGCGCUACGAGACCUGGUUCAGCUGGAAAGGGAGCGUCGGGAGCAAUAGGGAGUUCAAGUUCAAGACCUGCAUCCAGUGCCGUACGACCUGCAAGACCUGGUUCAGGAGGGCUCAGACCGACCCGAACAGAAUCGACGAUCGGGAUACGACAUAUGCGCAUUGGGUCCGACUCGAGUUGCAGCGCUGCAAGAUCCAACCCAGACGACAACACACAUUCGAACCCCGACGAUCCUUUGCGCUCACAUCCAGACGGCCGCAAGCCAGAGUCAGAUCCGAAUCCGAAGUCAGACAACGAUGAUAGCUACCCUGGGGCGGGGGAAAAGACUCGAGGCCAUACUUUAUUAGCCUCCCAGACCGGACUCAAACCCAGACCCAUCACGCUCACGCCCACGGGUGUGUACGCGCUCAGAGCCCUAUCGGGGCGACCAGUAACGCCACGCGGUGGCGCAUUUGAAAUCCCUUUGGCAGCGGGAGGGGAGAUCGAGGGAAGGGGAGAAGAACGAGCCGCGCACUCUGAUGGCGGCGCUGCUCAACUCGGCACGAGCGUACAAGGAGGUUACCGAAAUCGAGACGAGCCGAGUAUGAAUUGUCAAGACGACAGGACGGGCCCGGCGGGUGAGCGCUGGGUGGAGAGCCAUAAGGAGCCUAGCCGAGGUGGUCCGACCCCCCACGCACACGCGCUAUUAAGCUUUGAGAGUUUUCGUUCCGGGUUGGGGGAUAGUGCUACUACGCCUGCACAAAGUUCUGUCGGUUCGUGGAAUUCGACGAGACCGUCCCAAGUCGGGGCGAGUUUUUCAGCCUUGGGGGAACACCCUGAAGAGCAUUUAUCUACCACGCCUGAGGAUCCCACGAAUCGAUUCGGGACCCCGCGACGGCCGAGAACGAGCACUGGUGCUGAAAAUAGGUCGAGAAGGGGAUUGGAGAUUGAUAGGUCCAGGACGAGUUCAUCAUUGUUAGGGACGACGGAGCCGAGUAUGGCGAUGGGAUUUGUGAGUCGGCCUGGUGCGACGAGGAGCAUGACGUUUCCGCGGGCCGCGAUGUCGGACGUCGAGCUCAGGUCCGAGUGGAGUUCGAGCGAGUCGGGAAGUAUCAAAGGGAAGUUUUCUACGUUGCGGUCGCGCAAGAGUCCUCGACGGACGAUGGAGAGCGAACGACCAGGGCGGAUGACGGUGGAAAGCGAGCGGGGGAGGAUGACAGAAGACAGCGAUCGACCGAGCGUCGAUCAAAGGCGGUUCGGGUCGUUGCUCCGUGUGCGCGUACCGUCCAACGCAUCCCAAUACGAGGUGGAAGCCUACUCGGACUCUGAACACACACGCAGGGGCAAGCCCAAGCGAUCAUCAUGGCUGGCUGGACUGGGCUUCAGGUCACGGGGGCCGUCCCCAGAGCCGAGUGGGUCACGCGCACCGAGUCCGUCGUCGGUGUCGGUGCCGUCGCUCGCUCGCAUCCCAUCGCUAUCGCCCAUCAACUCGCCAUUUGCGCCCACUUUCCAGGUGCUGCCAGCCACUCCGUUGGGGAAAAUGAAUUUCGAGGGAUGCGUGGGGGAAGGAGCAGUCGGCCUAGGGGCGGAAUGGAAUCGGACCCUGUAUGAUGAACCCGUGUCACAAGUCACGGGUACGUCUGUGCGCCCGAGAGGUGAUUUGACUGAACACGAACCGAGGAUGUUGUCGAGGGGCAGCAGCUUGACCAAGGCUCCUCCGCCACGCCCGCCUCCGUCGCGUCCUGUGCCUGCCACACCCGAGUUCAUCUUGCCCGACGAUAGACGCCAGCGAGAGGCGACGAUCCGGCCCUCGAGUCGGUCUAGACCACCCAGUGCGACCGAGUUGGGACUCAAUGGGGACCAUGGUCUGGUAUUUUCUCCGAAUUCAUUUCCAUUUAUGCUCACUAUCCCCCAAGACAAGCACUCGUUUUUGGACCAGCUGGAUGUCCAGGACGACGACGAGCAUGUGUACUACGGCGAAGACAUCCCGCCUGGCACGGCCACCACUUCAGAUGAGCCGCGGAUAGCCGUAGGAGGCCACCGAUCCCAGUUGUCAAUGUCAUCGCGUGUGCCGGUAACAGAGAAUAACAUUCGUUGGUCCGCUUCCGGAAGAAGUCGGUCCAAUUCACUGAAUAGCGCCAGUCAAUGGCGUACCGUAUCCGUGUAUCAAGACUCGGAUGAAGAAGUGUACGGUCUCCCAAGUCCAAUGGUGAAUGUUCCUGACCCCGAUGGGAUGAUGUCCCAUGGCGAAUAUGGUGGAAUAGUGGGUCCAAGGCGAGACUUAUAUUCCGACGACGAACUGGAAAGCGUGCUGGAAGAAAACGAGACAGAGAGUGUCUCCGACGAACACGAUCGCGAAGACCGCACAGCAGCCAUGAUUGUUGCCGACGAGGGCCGCGGACUUAUCGUCGAUGCCGAGGGGCGCCCCGUAUCUGACCUGGAUGUCCAAACCGGCACUACCCAUCUGUUGCUUGGCAGCAGCCCGACUCCCGCCCUCUUGCCCGCAUUCCUCGCCCAGGUCUUGCCCCAGAUCAGCACAUCACUGCUCUGCCUCGACAUUUCCAACAACGAACUCAUUGCGCUUCCCCCCGCCCUGACAUCCUGCACUAAUCUCGAAGAAUUGAAUGUCUCAUCCAAUCCCCUCCGCACCCUCCCUUCCUCUCUCGGCGCGCUCGUAUCCCUACGCGUACUCAUUGCCGACGCAUGCGAGCUCCAGUCUUUGCCUUCUCAGCUCGUCAACCUAGGCGCGCUCCACUCCCUCAGUUCUCAAGAUCGAAGGGAACACGUUUGCCGGUCCCUGGAGGAGCCUCGUCGAACCCUUGCUUCCACGCGACACGUCCUAUACUCCCCCUCCCCUACCAACGGCGUUUACGGUGCUGCCCGUGCCGCCAAUUCACUCCCGCUAUUGUCCACCACCGUCAACGGCUCGGGCAGCUUGGCGAGUCCUGUCCUUCUCAACCGACCCGCGACUUCCCAGCGCAGCUACUCACAACAACCCCAAUCGAGCUCGGCCCUUGAUCCCAGAUGGAGCGGACACGCAUUCACCACGUCCCCUCUUUCCUCUCCCUACCCGACCUCCUCCUCGGCGCCCCACUCUCCUCCCCGAAGCGCGCUUUCUCCCCCACCCGCGCAUGCUUUGAUGUCGCCGCCACCCGCGACGGGUCUUGCCCACCUCCAGCUCCCUGUGCAUUCCCCUCCGACGACCGCUGCCAAGCUCAAUAUGCAUCUGGGCGCCUUGGCACCUUCUCCCCGGAAAAAGAAGAAGCGCGGCGGGGGAAGUAUUAGCGGAAGUGAAAUCGUGACUACCGAUGCUGAGAGCGAAGUCGAGGCGACUACAUCGUGGGCAUCUGGACCGCGACGCAUGAAGAGCGCAGACGAGCUCAGGAAAAUGGGCAAUACGGACGACCAAGGCCCGCCACCGAGCGCGCCCAUCCUCUCGACCGCUCCGACAUUGCCCGAGCCGCAGCAGCAACAAGGGCAAGUGAAACGGUACAUGUCCCUCGGCGUGCGCAGCUCGCCCAGCCGCCCGGACGCACGACAAAUGUGGGCCGGCGGGUCGGCGCGCAACUCGACCAUUGGGUCCGGCUCGCGCAACUCGACCGGCGGCCCGCGCAAUUCGCGAUACUCGGCCACGGGUAUCCAGGGCCAGAAGCUCGAAGAGGACCAGGCGUCGCCGGAUGUGUCGUACGAGUUUGGAGCGCUAGGCGGUGGUAUGGGAGUUGGAGUUGGAGUUGGAGGGGGGUCAGAGGAGGAUGGGCGGCCGUCGAUUGCGCGUGCGGCUUCGGACGAGCGUGUUGGGCAGCGGUAUAGCGGUACCGACGAUCCGUACGCGCACGGCAAAACAAAUGGCGCUGGUACCGCCGGCGCGUCGCAGGAAGACCAAAGACGUAAAGGCCGAUGGGGGUUUUUCAAGAAAGUGAGCAUGGGCAGGUUGAGGUCCCAUUCGAACGCAGAACGGCUGGGACGCUUGCCAGCCGCUCAGGCGGGAGAUAUGCCUGCUAUGCCGACUCGACCGCAGCAGUCGCAGUCGCAAUCCCAGUCGCAGUCGCAGUCCCCAUCGCAGUCUCAGCCGAUCGCGGCACCUCCGGUACCGGUCCCGCCCCAAGUCAACGUCACGAGCGCGGGAAGCCCUGCGUCGAGCGUGUUGACCGCCCGCGUGCUCGCGUCCCGACGGUCCCAGGAAGCACUCCACGGGGCCCCGAGCCCGGGUCUCCUCCAGCCCGUCCCGUCGCCCAGCCUACCGCGCGCCAAACGCCGUUCGUUCCUCCCAUUCGACACCCCUCCGCUACUCAACAUCCCCAUCCCCGCCGAGCCAUUUAUGCCGAGCGUCGUCGCGCUCGACGAACCCGAGAACGAGAACGAGCACGAAAACGAAGACGAGGCGCUCGCAGCGGCUGAAGAGGCCCAACGACGGGCCGACGAAGAAGCCGCGCGGCAGCACUUGGCGCUCCGGGGUAUCAUGAGCUAUCUCCGUGACAUGGCUGAUCUCGAAGGCGGACUAGGGUCCGGGCUCGUCCCGUCGCCCCGCAACUCGCGGAGACCGCCGUUGACGCAGUACAUGGACGGGCGAACCAAGUCGGACGGGUCGUAUGCAUCGAGCACGAGCACGCCUCCGAUGCUCCGGAGCGCGCCGUCGACUGCCAGUCUGAGAGGCGGGCAGGAUAGCGUGAAUACGACGGACAGCAGCGGAAGUUAUGGCCAGUUUGCCGAGGACAGGAAGUACAAGGAUGAUAAAGGCCGGCGGGUCGCCAUUGUACGGGAGAUUGUCGAAACCGAAAAGUCGUAUGUCAAGGGACUCCAAGAGCUCGUCGACAUUUAUGUCAAGCCUGCGUCCGAGCCUGCGCCCGGACUGAACGUCGGAAAAGAAACGACGAUCCCCUCGGCGGAGCGGAAGAUUGUGUUUACCGGUCUGGACGCGCUUUUACAGUUCCACAAGCAGAGUUUCCUCCCUUCGUUGAUCAACGCGGCCGAAAUCUUGUCUACGACUGGUCCGGGUGAGGACGUCUCGACUCGCACCGCGCACGCGAUCGCGAAUGUGUUCGUGAGCCAUGCGGCGUUUAUGAAGAUGUACUUUACCUAUAUCAACAACUUUGACAACGCGAUCCAGCGACUUCAGUUCUGGAGCGCUCCUCCCUCUGCGCCUAAUACACCCGGUACAGCUACACCUGCCUCAAACACCCCCAGCACGGUCGGCGCAGGACUGAGCAUGGUCGCCGUCGGAAUCGCGGGUGUGUCCCCGGAGCAAGCGCCCCAUCCGGCGACGCUCAACGCGGGCCAGCGAAAGCGGAUAAAACAGUUUUUGAAGCGGUGUAGGUUACAUCCUCGGCACUCGCAGUUGAACCUCGAGGGGUACUUGUUAUUGCCUAUUCAGCGGAUUCCGAGGUACAAGAUGCUCCUGGACAAUCUUGUUACGUGCACGCCUCCCCAUCCUGAAUCGCGUGACGACCCGCUCGAGCGUGCGUUGGAGGAGAUUGCGGUGUUGGCGAACAGCAUGAACGAGGGUAAGCGCGAGAGCGAGUCUAGGACGAAACUCGUGCAAUGGCAGACCAGGAUAAAGGGCAAGUUUAUCAGUCCGCUCGUCCAGCCUCAUCGACGUCUCAUCAUGGACGGCCGAUUACAACUCGUCCGACUGGUUAAAAAAGUAAACUCGCGCGCCGACGUGCCCAACCCAGAUGGAACAAUCGGCCAAGUCGAAGUUCCCUGCCUUUCGUCCGACGCCAACCCGAAACAACUGGUUGCGAUCCUGUGCAACGACCUGUUGGUACUGUGCAAAGAACUCCCCGGGGCCGAGAUGGUUGAGCUCUGGGCGGUGUUGCGAAUGCAGACAAUGGCGCAGCCUGCGAGCAUUGUGAACGGGAACGGGUUGAGGAUCGUGGAUAAUAAGGCGAUAUUGUAUUUUAAUACCCAGUCGACGUCCGAGGCGCUUACUUGGCAACGAGCCAUCAAUCUUCACAUUCCGCACUCUCAAUAA
Rhizoctonia solani is the source of this 6177-nucleotide messenger RNA. Its product is annotated as guanine exchange factor for Rac 30. The coding region runs from base 1 to 6177 and encodes 2058 amino acids. The transcript is spliced from 11 exons. The record is from RefSeq and is a predicted model, not a curated record. Gene Ontology annotation, molecular function: protein binding; guanyl-nucleotide exchange factor activity. Lineage: Eukaryota; Fungi; Basidiomycota; Agaricomycetes; Cantharellales; Ceratobasidiaceae.